Molecule: messenger RNA, 5134 nt
Organism: Trachemys scripta elegans
Lineage: Eukaryota; Metazoa; Chordata; Testudines; Emydidae
Gene: ZNF217
Product: zinc finger protein 217
Exons: 6
Coding region: 580-3825 (1081 amino acids)
Biological process (GO): regulation of DNA-templated transcription
Cellular component (GO): nucleus
Molecular function (GO): RNA polymerase II cis-regulatory region sequence-specific DNA binding; DNA-binding transcription factor activity, RNA polymerase II-specific
Source: RefSeq, a predicted model, not a curated record
CUCGAGGGUCUGAUCUUCAUCCCAGAACCCCCUGGGAGGGAGGGAGGAAGAGGAGAAAAAAGAAAAGGCAGAUGAAGAAUGAACAUAUCUUCUCUUGUCUCUUUCCUCCCACCUAUAAAGUUGUGGCUCUCUCUGAUUUCCCUCUCUGCUGCCUGGGAUCACCUCCUCCCCGCCCCCCGUUCUCCCUCUCCCUCUGUGUGCCGGAGUUCUCUGUUCUACUGAGCCGCCUCUUGACUCUGUCCUGCACAAUAGAAGUAUUUGAAAUAUUACAAAGGGAGAAAUAAGUGCAACUGAUGACUUCUACAGACUCUCUUUAAUGUUAAGUGAACUUAAACAGCAGAAAAAGUAGCUCAAGAAAACAAACCAAUGGGUAUAUUUUGAUUUUUAUCUGUAUUCAUAUACCAUUAAAUCUCCUUCGACAUCUGUGGCAAGAACUUCCAUGCAGUAGUCUUCUAGCCUAGCAUAUCUGCAUGCAUAUGUGAGGAGAACCUUACAAGUGUCCUUAUUGUGACCAGAGAACGUCCCAGGAAGAAUUGAGACGUCACAUUAAUACAUGAUAGGGAACGAAACCCAGGAAAUAUGCCAACUCAACCCCUUUUAGUAUAUAUGGAGGGACCAGAUGGGAUAGCCAGUACUGUUGGUGCACAGAUGGAGAAUAAUGAUGCCUCGAUGCCGAUAAAAGGGACCAACACAAUUUCUUACAAAAAUGUGCAAGAAAAGUUCUUGAUGCAAGCGGAGGGGUGUAUGUCUUUGGAUUGCAUGUUUUGUGAUCAGACUUUUAAACAUCCUGAAGAACUUGGUAAGCAUGUCCUAACUCAACAUAGACCAACGCUUUGUGAACCAGCAGUUCUGCGUGUCGAAGCAGAAUAUCUUAGUCCUCUUGAUAAAUGUCAAGUUAGAACAGACUUGCCAUCACCAGAAAAUAAUGAAAAGGACAAUGAAGAAUUUAGCUGUGAAGUUUGUGGGCAAACGUUUGAUGAAGCUUUUGAUGUUGAGACUCACAUGAAAAAGCAUAAGGACUCUUUCACAUAUUGGUGUAAUGUAUGUGGAAGAAGAUUUAAAGAGCCUUGGUUCCUCAAAAAUCACAUGAGAACGCAUACUGGUAAACCUGGUUCAAGAAAUAAGCUUCAACAAGGUUCUGAAAGCCCAGUAACAAUUAAUGAGGUGGUACAGGAGCAUGUAACUGAAAAUGUAACAUCACCUUACAAAAUCUGCAUGGUUUGUGGUUUCCUAUUUCUCAAUAAAGAGAACUUAAUUGAGCACAGUAAAGUGCACACCAAAGAGUCAGCAUCCAAUGGUGAUAGCCCACAAGUCACUGAUGGAGCCAAUAAAGGAGGAGUGGCUCAGAGAGAAGAAUUCCUGCAAUUUUUGAACUUAAGACCAAAUGUGACUCCAGAAAAGAGUAAAUCAGAAAAACCUGUGAAAUGGAUAGCUGAACUGGAUCCAUUCAAUACAUAUCAAGCAUGGCAGCUCGCAACCAAAGGUAAAGUUGCUAUUGGCCAUGGACAGAUUAAAGAACCAGGGCAAGAAGGGAGUACAGACAAUGAUGAUUCAUCAUCUGAUAAAGAAGAACUUGGUGAAAUUUGGAAUACAAAUAAAGGUAGCCAGGUUAGUCAGACUGAAAAUGCUGGGAAGUCAAAGGUAAAUAAAAGUAGCAGUUGUCCAGGAAAUGGUACCCUGUCCCAAGACAAACUGAAACAUCCCAGUGGUGAAGUGCCUUCUAUGGAGAUGGAUCCUAAAUUGUCACAAAACAAAGAGAAACCAACACACUGCUCAGAGUGUGGCAAAGCCUUUAGAACAUACCACCAGCUAGUUCUUCAUUCAAGAGUACAUAAGAGAGAUAGGAGGACUGAUGUAGAGACUUCAGCCACUUCUAGAACAUGCUGUGCAGACUUAAUUGUAACCCUACAUGAAAAUGGAGUAGUAGACCGAACAGAGGGAGGCUCUGAAGAUGGAUCUGAAGAUGGACUACCAGACACACUGCAUUUGGAUAAAAAUGAAGAUGGCUUGGAAAGAGCAAGAGUUAAAAACCUUGGGGCCUCCAGAGAAUGCAGCUAUUGUGGGAAAUAUUUCCGCUCAAAUUAUUACCUCAAUAUUCAUCUCAGAACUCAUACAGGUGAAAAACCAUACAAAUGUGAAUUUUGUGAGUAUGCAGCAGCCCAGAAAACUUCAUUGAGGUAUCACUUAGAGAGGCAUCACAAGGAGAAGCAGGCCGAUGUUGCAACAGAUGUGAAAAGUGACAGCAAAGUUUUGUUACAAAGUCAGGAGAUGAACCUCCUGUCAGCCACUGAUGGUGCUCAAGAAACCAAAAACUUAAAAAGGUUUAUUGACGGUGCCAAAGAUGCAAAGGGCUGCCCACCUGUAAAGCAACAAAAAGAGAUAUUUUCUUCCUUUCAGAGCAUAUUGAGUGGUCCAGUCAUCUUGACCAUGAAAAAUGAUACUCAGGACUCAAAGAAGGGUGCAGUUGGUAAUAGCUCAAAUCAAAUGAAUGAGAACUCAGACGCUUCUUACCUGGAAAAGCUAAAAGCAGAGGAAGAAUUAAUGGAAUCGCAGGCAAAUGAUCCCAAUGAUAAAAAAGAGAGAGAUGCUUUAGUGACAGUGGAAGGAGAUGAUAUCCAGUUGAUUCGUGCCUUAAAGGACAAAAAUAACAUGGAAGAAAUGAGAGAGAGCGCCGAAAAAUGCGCAAACAAGCAUAUAGUGGGCUCUCAAGAAAAGCCGUUAAAUUUAUCUACUGGGACAGUGCAAGAAUGUUCAGUGAUCUCAACUGCUAGAGGCUUGUUAGCAACCAGCACCUGCCCGUUUUGUACUUAUAGAACAUUUUAUCCAGAAGUCCUAAUGAUACACCAGAGGUUGAUGCAUAAAUACAAUCCUGACACUGUUAACAAAAAUGGUUACAGAAACAAAGCUUUGGCUAAAGCCAGGCGUACUGGAUGCCCACCAGCUCUUCUUGGUAAAGAUGUGCUUCCCCUGUCUCUUAACCCUAAUAAAAGCAAGGCUUCCCUAUCUAUGCAACCAAAACAGUUGCAUACAGAGAAGACUAAACAGUGUCCCCUUCUACAGAGCAAAGUCCCUGUUUUUCCAAUGGUAGAUUCCAGCAGUUCAACACCAAGUAACUUGAAGUCUUACAAACCACAAAGCAUUGGAGCUCAGGCGAGUAGCUGUCGGCAACCACAGCAAGAUUUGCACUCAAAUCCUAGUAUUUCUUCAGUAAUGGAUAGAGUAAAAAAAGGUGAAGCUAAAGCAAAAACUCUAAAUAUAUCAGCUUCUCAACCUGGUGUAGUUAGUAGCAGUAUCAAUAGCUCCUAUGAUUCUCCCCUUAAUGAAUCUGCCUGGUUCAGUAAUCGAGGAAGAGAAUAUCUCUGCAAUAGAUCUGUGGGUCACAUAAACUUAGAAUUUGGUGAACCGUCUUCUAAAAGAGUGAAACCUAAUCUGUUAGCUCUUGAACACAUUGACUCUGCAAGGGUUAAUUACAGAAGAUAUGACAUGAGCAGAUCUCGUGUUGCAAACAGAUAUGCAAAUCUGUUACCUCAGGAAUGUUCACAUGCCAAACCUGCAUCCUCUGUUUUGCCAACCAAACAAGGGCUUCUGAAUUCAGAUGAAGUUGAUUCUCGAAAUGUACUGACUAUUCUGAAAACCUAUGAGCCGUAUAGCCCUGGACCACUUUAUGGUUCUUUUGGACCUAGCAAUGGCCAAGCAACCAGCUCUCCGAUAGAAGGAAAAAGGCCGGUGUCAUACCAACACUUAUCUAACAGCAUGCUACAAAAGCGAAGUUAUGAGAGUUUUAUUGGCAAUGCACGUUUUCGACCAAAUGACAAGAAAACUUGAUUAUUUACUUCAAGAAAUGGUCUGAGGACGCAAAUGCAUAUUUUGUGGCGUUAUUACUUGCAGUUCAUCCCUUGAGAGAAAUGAAUGGUGAAAGCUACUGAACUAAGCUGUGAUUGUACUGUAUAUAAAAACACUACAGUUUUAUAAUAUUGGUUCUGUUAACAUUUGUACCAAAUAGCCAUAAAAAAUUGUAGUCUGAACAGUUGGGUUAUAAAGGUGUGGCGAAUGUGUAUCUCAAUGUAGGUCUUGAAUAAUAUUUUUCUUUAGAAUUAAUUGACCAAAUAUUAGGUAGGAAUUAUAUUUUUACAUACUUGAGCGCUGCUGAAAAGAGAUCCUGUUUGAAAUAGUAUAUAAUCCUUGCACCUCAGGUAAACUCUCUGUAAAUAUCUAAGCAUGUUGGUUUAAAUACUGUUCCUUUUUCAUAGAGGUGGCAGUUUCUCAUAUUGUGUUUUUCUGCUAUAACUGUUAGUUCAUUUGAAAAAGUUAUUUAAAAACUAUGACAUUAAAUUGUUCAGUUUAGAAGUAUUGUGAUCAUCCUAGCUAAGGUGCAACUCUUUGCUGUUCAAUCUUGCACAUACUAGGACCAUAAUUUGUUGAAGCAAACUUUCCUUCUGUUGAAUUGAUGUUUCCAGCAUCUUAUCUUAAAAAGCAAGAGAGAGAAGCAGUUCUUGUCACAUCCUGUGCAGAAUCUUCCAUAGUGUUCCUGGAACAGUCAGAAUUCUCUCCUUAUGUUAAGUUCAUAAUCUCUUAGAUGAACAUCACCAUCACCAACAGUUAAACUCUAAUAGCAGAAUGUACAGAGGACUCACAGGACAAACAGGAAAUAUUUGAAUACUUCAAGUGUUUAGGUUUUUACCAAAUGUAAUACUCUUUCACUUAUGAACAACAUAGUAUCUUUAUUUCUGCAUCAUUUUGUCCAGACUCAAAAAUAACAAAUAUGUAACAGGCUUACAAUAAAAACAUAAGGAACUACAAAGUUUUCUUAAGGGGAUGUGGCUUAUCAUGGUUUGCCCUACUUGACUGUGCUCAGAAGCUUCUUGAUAUCCCUCUAGCAUCUUAAUUACAAACUGGAGUGUUGGAAGUAUACUAAGGAACAAUCUGCUAUGGGAGAACUUUGUUCCUUGUAUUUUUAUGAAGACAGCAAGAGUUUUUUCUAAUGCACAUGCAAUUAAAUUUAAAGGAGGAUGGCCAGAUAUCAGCCAGUUGAGCUGUUGCAUAUUUUGACUUUUGUUUCUACAUAAAACCUGUAAUUGAGACUUGAUUCUUCUGUACCUAGUUUUGACUUCCAUAUAUUUUAGUUUAAAAAAAA